This is a messenger RNA of Myxocyprinus asiaticus (Chinese sucker), 2285 nucleotides long. RefSeq names its product P2Y purinoceptor 4-like. Lineage: Eukaryota; Metazoa; Chordata; Actinopteri; Cypriniformes; Catostomidae. The transcript has 2 exons. Gene Ontology annotation, biological process: G protein-coupled receptor signaling pathway. The record is from RefSeq and is a predicted model, not a curated record. Gene Ontology annotation, cellular component: plasma membrane. Gene Ontology annotation, molecular function: G protein-coupled receptor activity. The coding region runs from base 667 to 1674 and encodes 335 amino acids.
GAAAGUAUGUUCAUUUACUGUAUAUGUACUCAAUACUUGGUAGGGGCUCCUUUUGCUUUAAUUACUGCCUCAGUUUGGCGUGGCAUGGAGGUGAUCAGUUUGUGGCACUGCUGAGGUGGUAUGGAAGCCCAGGUUUCUUUGACAGUGGCCUUCAGCUCAUCUGCAUUUUUUGGUCUCUUGUUUCUCAUUUUCCUCUUGACAAUACCCCAUAGAUUCUCUAUGGGGUUCAGGUCUGGUGAGUUUGCUGGCCAGUCAAGCACACCAACACCAUGGUCAUUUAAACAACUUUUGGUGCUUUUGGCAGUGUGGGCAGGUGCCAAAUCCUGCUGGAAAAUGAAAUCAGCAUCUUUAAAAAGCUGGUCAGCAGAAGGAAGCAUGAAGUGCUCCAAAAUUUCUUGGUAAACGGGUGCAGUGACUUUGGUUUUCAAAAAACACAAUAGACCAACACCAGCAGAUGACAUUGCACCCCAAAUCAUCACAGACUGUGGAAACUUAACACUGGACUUCAAGCAACUUGGGCUAUGAGCUUCUCCACCAUUCCUCCAGACUCUAGGACCUUGGUUUCCAAAUGAAAUACAAAACUUGCUCUCAUCUGAAAAGAGGACUUUGGACCACUGGGCAACAGUCCAGUUCUUCUUCUCCUUAGCCCAGUGACAUUCUUCUAAGAUGGUUUGGAACAGCAGCAAUACAACAUGUUCUCCUCAGCCUCAGCACAUAUCACUUGCUGUGAUCUUCUGUCUGGUCUAUCUGUUGGGCCUCCUGCUCAACAGCUUCAGUCUGUGGGUCUUCACACGUCGCCUUCGCAAAUGGAACUCUGGAACUGUUUUGCAGUUUAACCUGGCUCUGUCUGAUGCUAUAAUUUCUCCGAUCACCCCAUUGAUGGCAGUAUACUUCGCCAUGAAAGGCAACUGGAUUUUCGGGACAUUCGUCUGCCAGCUGAAGAUUGCCGUGCUCAGUAUCCACUUCAAUGGCAGCAUCCUGUUCCUUACACUCAUUAGUGUUCAUCGCUAUGUUUGUGUGGUGCACUUCAGCCGCUCCUCACUGAUUAAAAGAAAGGCUUUCAUGAAGAAACUAUGUGCUGGGAUUUGGUGUUUUCUGUUAGUGAUUGGCAUUAUCUAUGGAUUGAUGCUUCCUGUAACCACUGAGGAACACAAUAUGCAGUGUCUUACUAUCCAUCAGAAAACAUUCACGGAAGUGUACUUUAUUAUAAACUUUGUGAUUUUCAUAUUUUCGUGUAUUUUACCCUUAACUGUGUCUGUGUUUUGCUAUAGUCGCCUGGCCAGCUCAUUAUCCCGUAUUAACAUAAAUUCUGCUCAGAGCCAGUCAGUCAAGGCCAAGUCGAUGAGGAUGAUAGGCAUAUGUCUAGUCAUAUUUGGACUUUGCUUUAUUCCUCUCAAUGUUGUUCGGACCAUAGGAGUAGUUGUGAUAAAGUUUUACCCUAAGAAAUGCGGGCUUAUCUUGCAGUUGCAAACAGCAUAUUAUACAUGUUAUAUAUUAGCAGGAAUCAACUGCUGCUUGGACCCCCUAAUCUACUGUUUUGGCUCACGUGAUUUUGUGAAAGCAUUCCGGAGAUCUUUCAAGGCAAUGGGAGUCAGGCGGAAUGUCGACAACAAAAGUGAAUCAGACACAGGUCAAUGUGUAAACAGAAAUGUAAUAUAUACAGUCUCUCAGUGAAUUUAAAUUUUGAUUUGGAUGUCUUUGUUAAACAUACAUUUUAAGUACUGCUUUUAAGUUUACAAUUACAACAUAUUUGUGUACCUUUUAAUUAAGUUUCUUUUGGCAGUGUAAAUUGUAAUACUGUGACCUCAACCUUUGCUGUUGAUGCAAGCAACCGUUUUGUAUCACAACCUUAUUCACAGAAGCGCUAUCUUUGAUUUUUGACAGGAAUUAUAAUGAGGCUGCGAGGGAUAGAUGUACAGUCUCUUCAAUGGUUUGUACUGCAGUUUAAAGUGUUUUUGGAUUGUUCCACGAACAAAACAUUGAAAAAACAUAUUUUUAAGGACAUUUAGUAGACAAAGAACUCCAGACAACAUAAGUUGUGGAAAACCAGAUGUGAUCAAUGAGCGUUUUACAGCUUUAUACAGUUCGUGCUUUUGAAGAGAUGUCUAUCCCUCACAGCCUCCUCUUUCCCAUACAAAUCAAAGAUGGUGCUACCAUGAAUAAGAUCAAUGGUGUGAUUAUUUUUUUUAAAUGUCUCUUUUUUUUAAAAUUUUGUAUUAAUGGUUAUUUUAGUUUGUAAAAUAACUGCUUUGUAAAUGUGAACAUUAAAAUAAACAACAAUUGAG